Messenger RNA from Synchytrium microbalum, 2163 nucleotides. RefSeq lists its product as uncharacterized. The transcript is spliced from 16 exons. The record is from RefSeq and is a predicted model, not a curated record. Gene Ontology annotation, molecular function: FMN binding; oxidoreductase activity. Bases 1 to 2163 code for a protein of 720 amino acids. NCBI's taxonomy places the organism in Eukaryota, Fungi, Chytridiomycota, Chytridiomycetes, Synchytriales, Synchytriaceae.
AUGCCCGGAGAAGUAUCAGAUCCCGAGCGCAAGCUCUUUACCUCAAUUACCGUUGGUGAUAUGAUUCUCAAGCAUCGCAUCGUCAUGGGCCCAAUGACUCGUGGUCGCUCUCCAGGAAACUUGGCGAACGAUACAAACCUCACGUUUUACUCACAGCGUGCUACGGAUGGUGGGCUGCUUAUUACUGAAGGCACCACGCCGUCUGAGUCUGGACAGGGGUUUGAAGAUGUGCCGCGGAUCUAUGAUGAAGCUGGAUCCAAAGCUUGGAAGAAGGUUAAUGAUGCUGUGCAUGCUAAGGGUGGAUUUAUUUGUGCUCAGUUGUGGCAUACAGGCCGUGCAUCAGCUUCCAAAUUCCAAAAAGAUGGCAAGCCAGCACUAUCACCAUCUGGAGGAUCUGUUGAUGCGAAUGACAAGACGAAAGAAGUCGCUCGUCCUGCCACAUUGGAUGAUAUCAAGCAUAUUGUGUCAGAGUUCAGAGAUACCGCUAGAUGGGCAAGAGAGGCUGGAUUCGAUGCCGUAGAGCUGCACGGAGCACAUGGAUACCUCAUUGAUGAAUUCUUGCAGAGUAGUACGAAUCAGAGGACUGAUGAUUAUGGUAACCACUGCUUUGGUCGCGCAUUUGCUUCUACAUUGACUGACGAAAGAGUCUCACUAGGUGGCUCAUACGAAAACAGAUCUCGUUUCCUAUUCGAAGUAUUGGACGCCGUCUUACUCGAACUCCCUGAAACCAAAGUAGCUGUCCGAUUUAGCCCAUGGUUUAACUGGCAGGAUUGUACAGAUGAAAAUCCACUUGAAUUGUUCUCAUAUGUUUUGACCAAGCUCCAAAAGUACAAGCUUGCGUAUAUUCAUUUCACUGAACCAACAUUCAGACACAUGGAAAAAGACAGCUCCCUAGCCGACUCUAAACUCAACCCUCUCCUCGCACUUGUUAAAGCCCCCACACGUAAACUCGCUACAGGCGGAUACCUAAACAAGAAUGCGGAAGAAGCACUUCGUUCUGGACGAAUUGAUCUUGUUGGUGUUGCAAGAGCAUUUAUCGUUAAUCCGGACUUUGUGGAGAGGACAAGAUUGGGGUUGCCGAUUAGAGAUUUCUCAAAUACUGAGGGAUGGUAUUCCAAGGGUGAGGCUGGGUAUAUCGAUCAUCCUACUUAUAGUGAGGAGAAGGGUGCUGAGAAGGAAGUCGCAAAUGAACUCGUUGCAGAAAUGUACACCCAGCGAUGCAGUCCAGGAGCUCUCCUAAUCUCAGAGGGUGUACAUUGCAGCAAAACGGCAGCUGGACAUCCUGCCGUCCCAGGCCUAUUAAAUGCUGCUCAAGUGGAGGGCUGGAAGUUAACAACGAGCUCGGUACAUGCGAAAGGUGCUUUUAUAUUUGCCCAGCUGUGGCAUACAGGACGUGCUGGUGAUUCGAAAUAUCAGCCAGAGGGUCGAGCGCCUGUUUCGCCUUCUGGUGGAAAAGCCGAACCACAUAAAGAGGAAGCGAGGAUUUUGACGUUGGAGGAAAUCAAGUUCAUUAUUUCAGAAUAUCAGCUCUCUGCUAAAAACGCACGGCUGGCCAACUUUGAUGGAAUAGAGAUUCACGCGGCUCAUGGGUACUUGAUCAACCAAUUCUUGGAAGCCAAUAACCGUACCGACGAAUACGGAGGCAGUUUCGAGAACCGUGCACGGUUCUUAUUCGAGGUGCUUGAUGUCUGCCUGAAGGAAUUACCUUCUUCCAAGAUUGCUAUUCGAUUGUCUCCGUAUGGAGGAAGACGAGGAAUGGCGUAUGAAAAUCAGAAGGAUCUUUAUACGUAUGUCAUUGAGAGGCUCAACAAGUACAAUUUGGCGUACUUGCAGUUGACUGAACCUGUUUGGGGGGGAUGGGUAGAAGGACCACCACACGAAACUUCUAAAUUGAACGAAUACCGGGGAAUAUUCAGAGGUCCUGUGAUGUUGACUGGCGGGUAUGCUGAAGGAGACGCUGCAGAGAAGGCACUGCAGGAUGGGAGAGCUGAUUUGAUUGGGAUAGGACGAGCAUUCAUAACAAACCCAGACUAUGUCUUUCGAGUCAAGAACAAACUACCGCUGAAUCCGUAUCUCGAUUUCAAGCUUUACUAUGGUGGUGGAGCUGAAAAUUAUACAAGUUGGCCGACAUGGCAACAAGCACAACCUUCAUCGAAACUGUAG